Molecule: messenger RNA, 726 nt
Organism: Paramecium sonneborni
Lineage: Eukaryota; Ciliophora; Oligohymenophorea; Peniculida; Parameciidae
Source: the annotation of a GenBank genome assembly
AUGACUAAUUUGGGAUAAAUCAAUCAUUUGUAAUGGGAAGGGGUUUACAGUAAUGAUUUGAAGAAGGUUGGAAGAUGGAGACCAAUUUGGAAAGGUUCAGCAUUAAGCGAUUUUGGGGGAUUGUACUCAGAAAAUGGAAAAAAGUUUGGGCAAUGGAAAGAAUUAUUCAAAACUUUUUCAGAGUAAUAUAGUGUUUUUAGCUUAUUAAAGCUUAAGUAUAUGAAGUUGGAGAAUACUUUGAAGAUAUAAAAACAGGAGAUUGGAAAUUUAUCUAUGAAGAAAAUAAAUGUAAUUAAAAUUUAGAAUUUAAGCGGAGGUGGUUUAUAUGAUGACUAAGGAUUAAAUAUUGCCUUUGGGUAGAUUUAAGCGAUUAUUUUUGGGAGUACUUUUUAAUAAUAUUAAAAUAAAUAGCUAUAAUUAAAUCAUUUACAAAGGGGAGUAUAGAAAAGGUAAAAAAAUUGGUUUAUGGUCAAACUUUAAGAAUGGAAAUAAUGAAGAAUGUGAAGUUAUGUAUGAAUUUGUAGAAUUAUUAUCCUUUUAUUGUGAUGGAGGUUUUUAUAAUGAAUAAGGGUAGAAAAAUGGAAAAUGGGAAGAUUUGAACUAAGAUUUUAAUUAGUAAUUAAAUAUAUGAAUUUUAGAAAUGAGAAAGUAUUUUAUAAAGGUGAAUAUCUAAAUGGUAUAAAAAUUGGAAAAUGGAAUAUAAAAUAUAGAGAGAUAAAAGGGGAU